CCGACAAAAAGUGGCCACUAUGGACAGGUGCCCCCUCUGUAGAGGUGGCCCCUAAUACAGGUUUGACUGUAUGUUGGGAUCACGUGGCAUGUCGACGCUUUAGACGUCUUGUACGUACAUGUGCGUAUUGUUCCGUAACACGUCACGGGAAAGAUAGCUCACAACUGUAGUCCCUAACGCUACUAGCAUCGGUUUACAUAGGAGUAAAGAACACUUGCAUCGAAUGUGUUGUCCUGAAGCUGGAUUGCCAACCACUGUACCACUUUAGGUUCCCGUACAUUCCACGGCCUCGUCACCUGCAUCUGACCGAGUAAAGUGGCUUGGGGACAGAUAUACCGAUGGGGUUUACAAUAUGCUGCGGUGCCGACCUACUGCAUCUAACCCACCGGCAUAGCUGACAUCCCUGAAAUUCGAGCCUUAAAUAAAAACAGACCUCAUAGUCUUCGCGGUUAUAGCAUACACGCCGGAGAAAGACCACUGGCCAAACGAGACGUGCAGAAAGUUUUCUCAAAGAACUUAUUUCAGAAACGAAGAGGAGCGGUCUUCUUGUUAGAUCCUAUACGGAUCCGUCGUCGCAUUUCUUCUGCUGGGUUCUGAAGCCUUACAGGUGCUCCAGCGCACACUGGAAGGUGUUCUGCAUACCGUCAGUACACCCGCCAUCUUGUUGACGUGUAUACUGACACAUCGACUCGUCUGAAGGAACGUUUUUCAAGUAUAAGCAUGACGGCGAAAGAUGACAAGAAGUCUGGCACAAAAGACCCUUGGACCUCCAACCUCGGAAAGAUUGGGUUACAAAGGUACACAGUGGAAGAAAUAGCUGUCCGAGAUGUUCAUCUGAAGAUUCAAGCGGUGCACGAUCUGAACAUCGAAGAAGCCCACCAUAUACUGACAGGACAAAGGAUUUGGUCCGCCGCCAAGGUGUUGACACUGUAUCUCGCAGAACAUCCCGAUGUGGUUGACUUUGCCGGGUCGGUGUUGGAGCUGGGGGCGGGCCCGGGGCUGCCCGGUCUUGCCGCCGCCCAGAUCUGCAGGAAGGCCGAGAAAGUCGUCAUGUCGGACAACAAGGACCUCGUGCUGAAGCUGCUGAGGAAGAACAUCGAUAAAAACUUCCCCAAAGAGAGAGCUCGGUUCCAAUGUGCUCACCUCCAGUGGGGUGAUGACGUCACUUCCUUCAGAGCGAAGCACGGCAGGUUUGACGUCAUCCUUGGCGCUGACCUGGCGUACUUCCGUCCCGACAUCCCUCUACUUAUAGAGACGGCCAAAGAACUGCUCACCGAAAAGCCCUCUGCAGUUUUUGUCCUGGCGUACAAGGACCGGACGCGGAAGAAGACACACAACUUCGAGUGGGAGAUCUACCAAGCCGCCAAGCGGUGCGGUCUGCAGUGGAACGAAGUAGACUGGAGAGCCCUGCCCAAAUGGGACGAGAUGGUCGAUCCUUGUGACGUCAAAAAUCUACAUCUACUGCUGAUCAAACAUCGAGCAACGUAAAGGAAACUACAGAUAGUGAAGAAUGUGAAUACUGUAGUUUUUGUGAUGCUCUCACAGAUGUGCCCUAUGUGGCACAGACUGUCAUUCUUGUAUAGGGCUGUUUAGCCACAGUCGACGCUGUAGGGCUGAUAUCAAUUGGGAUUUUACCAUGGUCCAUAUUGACCGAGAUAGGCCAUAUAUUGCUCUCAACGGUCGUAGAAGUAGUAGAAAUCGGACAUCUUGGGUAUAUGAUAUAUUCGGAAAACACCCUCACUUUGUAUGUUGCAUACGUGUAUGGGGUUUAUUCACAUAAGGUUUUCACAGAAUAGGAAGGCGUGUCACGAGUGGUAGAAGAGCUAAUUUGAAUAAUGUUAUCGGUACGAUUCACACUUCUUUACAUAUACCUCACGUUUUGGUCCAUCUCGAUCUCUUUUAUUUACUAGCCGUGACGACUGGAUACUCAAUAACAUUUGCGCAUCGAAAAUACUACUACUGUGAGUGGCAAUUCCUUUGUAAAUGCAGUCAAUGAAAUGUUGUUGUGAUAAUACAGCAUGCAAAGAUUUCUAACAACUUUGUUAACUUCCCGUCUUGUAAUGUAUUUGAUAUACCAGCCAUAACCUACACAUUCUAUGAAUGUACUGUGUAUCUAUUUAUUUAUUUAUUUAUCUGUGAACGUUCACUGACUUAACUGGACAAUGUUUUUCAUAGAUAAUUGGAGAUGAUAAUAUCUUAUUUAAUAGAUAUAACGAAUUUUAUUAAAACGCGGGAACUAUUUGUGACAAA
Branchiostoma floridae (Florida lancelet) is the source of this 2250-nucleotide messenger RNA. RefSeq names its product protein N-lysine methyltransferase METTL21A-like. Lineage: Eukaryota; Metazoa; Chordata; Leptocardii; Amphioxiformes; Branchiostomatidae. The record is from RefSeq and is a predicted model, not a curated record. Gene Ontology annotation, cellular component: nucleus; cytoplasm. The transcript has 6 exons. Bases 721 to 1488 code for a protein of 255 amino acids.